CUCCAUUCCCUCUCCCUUCCCCCCUCUUUACCCUCUGACCGUCAGCUGGUCCUCUGUCGUAUGAGAUCUUUCGGAAUUUAAAGUAUCAAAAUGUCUCGUCCUAUAUUUUCAGAAGACGAACCAGGAAGAAAAUGGGAUAAGUGUGUCACUGACGCAGUUUUAAAAACUGGAGGUGGAGUUGCUAUUGGUGCAGUAUGCUCGCUCCUAUUUUUCAGUCGUAAAGGAUGGCCUUUAUUAUUUGGUGGUGGUUUUGGCAUUGGAAUGGCAUAUGCCAAUUGUGAGAGAGCUUUAAAUAACUCAUUAUAUGGCCAAACCUUACUAAAAUCAACAAAGAAGUGCUAAAUUAUAAAAUAAAAUUCUAGGUAAUUCCAUUGGCUUGAAAUGUCAAGAAAUAUCAACUGUAUUAUAAGGAUAAGAUGGAUACUUCUGCAAGGUGUUGGAGUUGUCUGUGUCCUGGCAGAGUGCAGUUGGUUGCUCUGGUAGAAAAUUCAGUUUAGUUCUCUCAGAGAAGCUUGUCUUUUCACUUUUUGAACAUCCCACUUGCUCUUGAGCUUCAUAGCAGAUCAAAGUGCAUGUAGGUCUCAUCAGCUCUAAUCAUGAAAAGUCUUUUCUACUUAAAAGUUAUUAUCAAUUAAAAUUCAUGUUUUGAUUUGUUAGAAAGAAACUGUUGGUUCUGCCUUCAAGUACUCUUGUCUCAAAAAAUAUGUCUGAAGAAUAAAGUUCAGUUUUGUUUUUAA
Messenger RNA from Frankliniella occidentalis (western flower thrips), 737 nucleotides. Its product is annotated as MICOS complex subunit Mic10. The transcript has 4 exons. Gene Ontology annotation, cellular component: mitochondrial inner membrane; MICOS complex; mitochondrion. Lineage: Eukaryota; Metazoa; Arthropoda; Insecta; Thysanoptera; Thripidae. The record is from RefSeq and is a predicted model, not a curated record. Bases 91 to 342 code for a protein of 83 amino acids.